Molecule: messenger RNA, 1624 nt
Organism: Suillus clintonianus
Lineage: Eukaryota; Fungi; Basidiomycota; Agaricomycetes; Boletales; Suillaceae
Product: acid phosphatase
Exons: 7
Coding region: 100-1557 (485 amino acids)
Molecular function (GO): acid phosphatase activity
Source: RefSeq, a predicted model, not a curated record
CUUACACGUGCGUGCACCGUGUCAGUGGUUUGGUAACUUUGUACAUACUUAAUCGACUGUGUCCUUGAGCCUAUUCUUUUCGAUGUGCCAUCAUCCAUCAUGGUCAAAACCACUGGGUACCCGCUUGUCCUCCCGUUGUCUAGUUCUGGGAAGCCUGUUGCAUAUGACGAUUCUCGUUCAAAAUAUUAUCGCCUACUCUCUAGUUCUUUUCCAGUCAGGAAAGCAGUUUCAAUCUCGCUAGCAUUCUCCAUAGUGUUGCUAUACGCACAUUUUUUCCACCUUGGCCCGCGAUUUUCAUCGGAAAGCAACUAUCACAUUCGUUCUGGCGAGUCACAACGAUUUUGGGGGCCGUACUCUCCAUACUCUCCUGUCGAAGAAUACCAGCCGCCUCCCGACGGAUGUAGCGUAACACAGGUCAACAUUCUUCAGCGUCAUGGAGCCCGGUAUCCGACUAGCGGCACCUCUAAGGAAAUCCAAGAAAGUUUACAGAAAUUGCUGAACGCUUCCAAGUAUAUCGACGUGAAGCUGCAAUUUCUCCGUUCAUACAAAUGGCACCUCGGUGAAGCUGACCUUGUGCCCUUCGGCGCCACACAGUCGUUUCAAUCGGGUGCAGAAAUAUACCAUCGGUAUGGACAUCUUGUUGACCAUCACACGUUACCUUUUGUCAGAGCGUCUGGAGGAGAUCGCGUAGUGAAAUCUGCUGCCAAUUGGACUGCAGGCUUUGCCGAUGCAAGUGAACAGCUCUAUCAUCCGUCAGUUUCAGUCAUAAUACCCGAGACAGAGACGUCGAACAAUACCUUGGAGGACCAUAUGUGUCCCAACUCCCAAGAAUCACAUGAUGAAGCGAACGUGUGGCGAGAUAUAUUUUCUGUUCCGAUCGUACAUCGUCUUAAUACAGCUGCUGUUGGAGCUGGGAUUCUCAGCGAGGACAUACCCGGGCUAAUGUCCUUAUGCGCAUUCGAGACCGUUUUCGAGGAGAAAGAAAGCCAAUUUUGUGAUAUCUUCUCUCUAAAGGAAUUCCAGUCCUACGACUAUUAUCACUACCUGCUAAAAUAUUACAAGACAGGGUAUGGAAAUCCUCUGGGUCGUGUGCAAGGUGUCGGCUACGUCAACGAACUACUUGCGCGUCUUAGUGGGAGACCUGUUGAAGAUCGCACACAAACCAACUCGACUCUUGACUCAUCACCGAUCACGUUCCCGCUUAACAGAACGGUCUAUGCUGACUUCUCUCACGACAACCAGAUGGUUGCCAUCUAUGGUGCACUAGGACUGUUCCCCCAGACGUAUCCUCCUAACCCCACAAACGCUGACCCGCGAUGGGCGUGGGUAGUGUCUCGUCUUGUGCCUUUCUCUGGGCGGAUGAUCACGGAAAAGGUGCAGUGUUUCGAAGCGGGGAUACCAGGAGAUUUUAUUCGGAUUCUCAUCAACGAUGCCAUUCAACCCUUGGAGUUCUGUGGUGCGGGUGAUGGAUUGUGUAGGCUGGAUGCAUUCGUGGAGAGCCAAGUCUAUGCUAGACGCAAUGGUGCUGGUGAUUUUGAGAAAUGUUUUCCAGAAUAGAUUGUAACCCCCUUGCGGGGGGUGAUGUAAUAUUAGUGUCUCGGCUGACGUAACCGCGCGUGCCCUU